Pelobates fuscus (common spadefoot toad) is the source of this 587-nucleotide messenger RNA. It is a transcript of the gene PLA2G1B, whose product is annotated as phospholipase A2 group IB. Gene Ontology annotation, molecular function: phospholipid binding; calcium ion binding. The record is from RefSeq and is a predicted model, not a curated record. Gene Ontology annotation, biological process: arachidonate secretion; phospholipid metabolic process; lipid catabolic process. NCBI's taxonomy places the organism in Eukaryota, Metazoa, Chordata, Amphibia, Anura, Pelobatidae. Bases 56 to 487 code for a protein of 143 amino acids. The transcript is spliced from 4 exons.
CACUAUAUAAGGAACAAGGUAAAUAUUAAACAUUUGAGUCUCCACUGCUGUAACCAUGAGGUUCCUGAUUUUGCUCUUGGCAGUAUCCUGCAUUAGUGCUGCCCCAAACAGUCGGGCACUCUGGGAUUUCCAUGCAUUAAUCAAAUGUGCUAUUCCGAACAGCGCGCCCCUGAAAGAAUUUAACAAUUAUGGGUGUUACUGUGGACUAGGAGGUGGCGGCACUCCAAAGGACACCCUGGACAGGUGCUGUCAGACCCAUGAUAACUGCUACUCCAAUGCCAAGAAUCAAGGCUGUUCUGGCAUAUUAGAUAAUGUAUAUACCAAUGGAUACAAAUACAGCUGCUCUGGGACCACCAUCACCUGCUCAUCUGCCAACAACUCCUGCGAGCAAUUCAUCUGCAACUGUGACAAGGCGGCUGCUGUUUGCUUCUCUAAAGCCCCCUACAACCCAGCCUACAAAGAUCUGGACAAAAGUAGAAAUUGUUAAUCUGCCGGCUCCCUUUCUCCUAGCGCCCCAUCUCUAACUACAUCUGAUGUGAGAUACCAUACCCAGCAAGAAUAUUACUGAAUAAAUGAAUUUAUUAUCA